CUUUUUCCAAUCCAUGGCCAAGAAUUUGCCACAGCCCUUCUCCCCUGUGAACCCAAAACUCCUCAAGAAUUUGGCAUCCAAUGGGGUUUUCAAUCGAUCCGUCCGGGUCCAGACAGAUGCCACGGUGUUUGUCUUGUUCUUCUUCUUCCCAUGGUCUAAGCCAUUACACGUGUCAUCCUCUCACACUUCCACCUAGUACGGGGGAAAUCGCACGUAGGCAGUAAGGCUUCCGUUUAAUUAUCCGGAAACCCAAAAGUUUCAUUUUCGGUGCAAGUUAGCGAGUGGCGUAGAUUCGUGUUGUGUGUUUGCUAAAGUAAGCCUCUGUCCUUCUCUCUUUUCGGCUUUUUCCCUCCAUUCCUAUCCAUUGCUCCAUCAUCAAGUCACGUCCCCGUUCGAGCUAGGAACACCGCAUCUUUUCCUGUCGAUGUUCAUCAAAGAUGAGCUUUCUGUUAAUCGAGGGGAUUAAAGGGUUGGUUUUGGUUCAAGUAAAUUAAGAUUAGGGAAUGUGCUGCUCUUGAGCUAAAACAUGGGCUUCUCCGCUGCUCUUCGUCCCAAUCUUUCAGUUACCUCUUCUCUUCAUUGUAGCAAGUUAUCCUCGCGGCCAACGCGUGAUUGGAAACAGAAGAGGCUACCUCUUUUGGCAGUGACAAAAAGAAGAGGCUAUUCUCUGUUUAUUGUCAAAUCUAUCAUAAAUAGCAGCAAGUCAAGCGUUAAUGACAAUGGGGCAACUGAACCUGCGAGAAUUCUUCUUGAGAGAUUGUUUGCACAGUCCCAGAAACUUGAACAAGGAAUGAGUAGAGAUGGUCAACCGCCUAAGGAUUUUCACCUGUUUCUUAACCUUGAGACUCUGGAGUCUGAUCUGCAGGCUGCUUUGACAGCCUUAAAGCAAAAGGAAGAUGAUCUACAGGAUGCGGAAAGAAUGGUUGUAUUGGAACAAAGUCAACUAACCCGUGCAAAGGACGAGUUGGAGCAACGGGAGAAAGAAAUUGCUGCUGCAUCUUCUAAGCGUGAAAAGCUGGAAGAGGAGCUAAAGCAGGCAAAUCUUGCAUUUGCUUCUCAAGUCGGUCAGAUAGAAGAUUUGAAGCUUCAGCUUAAAGAACGAGACAAAGAGAUUGCUGCUGCACAAUCGGCACUCUCUGUGAAAGAAGAUGAAAUGGAUAGAAUGAGGAAUGAAAUGGUGAAGAAGAGCGAGGAAGCUGCCAAGAUUGAAUCUGAACUUAAAUCCAAGUCUCAGCUCCUGAAUGAAGCUAAUGAGGUUUUGAAGAAACAAAAAAUUGAGCUUCAAGGACUCAAAGAAGCAAUUCGAGAGAAAGAUAAGCAGUUAGAAACUUCUAUGACUCUUAGGAAACUUGAAGAGGAGAAGCUGAAAGCUGCUGAGGCUAAAUUGCAGCAGCAGACAAUGGAGUGGCUAUUAGCGCAAGAAGAAUUGAAGAAACUGGCAGAAGAAGCAUCUAGACACACAGGAGAAGCUAAUGAAACCUUUGAAGAUUUCAGAAGAGUGAAGCAGCUACUUUCUGAUGUUAGGUCUCAGUUGGUUUCUUCUCAGAAAUCUCUGGCAUCGUCCAGGCAGCAAAUGGCACAACAAGAACAGUUAUUGGAAAAGCAACUUGAAGAGCUUGAAGAACAGAAGAGAAGUGUUGCAUCAUACAUGGAAAGUUUGAAAAAUGCCCAGAUAGAAGUUGAGAGUGAGAGAGUGAAGCUUAGGGUUGUGGAUGCUCGAAACAAGGAGCUUGAACGGGAUUUAUCUGUGGAGAGGGAGCUAAUAGAAGAGUUACAGGAGGAGUUGAAGAAAGAGAAAUCUUCACUUCAGCAGGCUAUCCAGGAUGUCUCUUUUCUUCGUCAGAAUUUAGAGCAGAAAAAUGCUGAGUUUGGUGAAAUGAGCAAUGUUCUGCAAAGUAAAGAAGCAGAUUUGGUGGAGGCUAAGCUCGAAAUCCAGCAUCUGAAAUCUGAGCGGGCUUCACUUCAGCUUAUCUUGGAGGAGAAAGAUCUGGAACUCUCCAAUGCCAGGAAGAAUUUAGAGCAAGUAAAUCAGGAGAUUGUAGAGCUGAAGAUGCUUAUGAGCAGCAGAGAAAAUCAGCUCAUUCAAGCGGCUGCUUUAUUAAAGGAGAAAGAUGAACAUGUUCAGAAAGUACAAGAUGAGUUGAAUGACACAAAGAUAAAAUUCUCUGAAGCUGAAACUGUGAUAGAGCGAAUUGCAGAACUCACGAACAGACUAGUUAGCUCUGCUAAAGAUGAAGAUAAUAAUGUGUUGAGGCCUGUUGAUGAUGUGAGCCAUGAAUUAAUGCAUCAGCUGGUAGAUAGACCUAAUGAUUUCAGAUUGCAGAAAAAACAGCUUGAAACAGAACUCAAAUCCACCAAAGAGAGCUUAAAAGUUAAAGAAAUGGAAGUUCUUGCUGCACAGAGGGCUCUCACAAUAAAAGAUGAGGAGCUCAAAAUGGUUCUUGGGAGGCUGGAGGCAAGAGAAAAAGAAGUACAAAGGCUGAAGGAAGAAAUGGUUGAAGAUGCUAAUGAUCUAAAGAAGCUUUAUGCCUUGGCACAAGAGAGAAUUGGGGAGAUAAGUAUUGGUGAUUUGGCUAUUGAGAAGCUUCAACUUGAGGCAGCUCAACUGGAAAUUGAAGCUGCCACUAGCGCUCUUCAGAAACUAGCUGAAAUGAGCCGUGAACUCUUGAAUAAAGCUAGCAUGAGUGUUGAGGCUGAUUCUGAUACCAGUAUCUUCGUGCAACGUAGUUCUGAUCCCAUGCUUAGCAUGAUUGAGAACAAUGAAUGUUUCACUGAGGUUCAAACAGGAUUAGCCAGGCUUUCAGCUUUGACAGAGCAGCUGGUGAAAGAUGCCGGAAUUGUUGGUGCACAACUGCAAAGUUGAAGAAGUUCCCGACUGGAUUUUGUAUAUAGAUAUUGACCUGUUUUUGCUUUCAGUGGGAGGGAGAGAUAAGUGGCCUGUUCAACUAAGUAAAAUUUUCGGUUGUGGGUUGGUUGUCUACUUGUACUAUUUGAUCAUAUUCUCAUCCAUCGUGCAUAUGUGAAGCCUAUAUAUUCUUUAUUUUAUGCUGAGUGAAACUAUAAUAAUGUUGCUUUAUGAGGUA
Theobroma cacao (cacao) is the source of this 3083-nucleotide messenger RNA. Its product is annotated as Myosin heavy chain-related protein. Gene Ontology annotation, biological process: reciprocal meiotic recombination. NCBI's taxonomy places the organism in Eukaryota, Viridiplantae, Streptophyta, Magnoliopsida, Malvales, Malvaceae. The record is from RefSeq and is a predicted model, not a curated record.